CGUUAUCGCAGUAUUACAAACAUUUACAAAUCGCAAUGUGCUAAACACUUGUUUCACAUUACGUCACUGUUCAUGUAUGUAUACGAGGAAGAAAUGAAAAUAGGCAAUAAGAUAGUAUGUGAAACGAACGUCAUUAACGAAUGGAAUGAAAAUGAACCAGUAAACUUAAUCAUUUGGAGAAUGACAAGACUUGAUGCCGAUUCAGAAGAGGAUGGUGACAAUACUACUAAUAUGUCAAACAGAAGACAAACUUAUUUCAACAGCUUUGCGAUCUAUUAAUGACAUUAUCCAACGGUCUGAGGAAGACCGCGAUGCAGUAGAAUACAGCAGAUUGCUUGUGUUGCAUGAUUUGAGACAAAAAAUAGUAGAAAUCAACUUGAAGAGAAAGUUUAAACAGCCCCAAAUAACAUCAUUUUUCGCACAAGGUCCAUAAAAAUAUUAUCUUUUAAAU
This is a messenger RNA of Acanthoscelides obtectus, 451 nucleotides long. NCBI's taxonomy places the organism in Eukaryota, Metazoa, Arthropoda, Insecta, Coleoptera, Chrysomelidae. The record is from the annotation of a GenBank genome assembly.